GAAAAUUUUAAACCAGUCCCAGUCCCAAAAUCUUCUUAUGGUAAAUUUUUUAAAGGCGAUUCCUAUGUGAUUCUUAAGACCACUGCCCUGAAAAGUGGUGUCUUGCAUCAUGAUAUUCAUUAUUGGCUUGGAAAAGAUACUAGUCAAGAUGAAGCUGGCACUGCAACCAUCAAGACUAUUGAAUUAGACGCAGCUCUUGGGGGACGAGCUGUUCAAUACCGUGAAGUACAAGGGCAUGAAACAGCGAAGUUCCUUUCCCAUUUUAAGCCGUGUAUAAUACCUCAAGAAGGUGGAAUUGCUUCAGGCUUCAAGCAUGUGGAGGCCGAAGAGCAUAAAACCCGCUUGUAUGUAUGCAACGGAAAACAUGUUGUUCGUGUGAAAGAGGUGUCUUUUGCUCGAUCUUCACUGAGUCAUGAUGACAUCUUUAUUCUUGAUACCAAGUCUAAAAUUUUUCAGUUCAACGGCUCCAACUCAUGUAUUCAAGAGAGGGCUAAAGCACUGGAAGUUGUUCAGUACAUUAAAGAUACAUAUCAUGAUGGAAAGUGUGAAGUAGCAGCCAUUGAGGAUGGAAAGUUAAUGGCUGAUGCUGACACUGGUGAGUUUUGGGGUUUGUUUGGUGGUUUUGCUCCACUUCCAAGGAAAACAACUGAUGAGCCUAGGAGCACCGACGAUGUUCCUACUAAGCUUUUCUGUGUUGAGAAGGGACAGGCUGAACCUGUUGAAGCUGAAUCUUUGACAAGGGAGUUGCUAGACACUAAUAGAUGCUAUAUUCUUGACUGCGGGACAGAAGUCUUUGUUUGGAUGGGGAGAAAUACUUCUCUCGAGGAAAGGAAAGCUGCCAGUGGCACUGUUAAUGAAUUACUGCACACCCUUGAUAAACCCAAAUCUCAUGUAGUCCAAGUAAUUGAGGGGUUUGAGACAGUAAUGUUCCGCUCGAAGUUUGACAAUUGGCCACAGUCAACAAAUGUAACAGUAUCUGAGGAUGGUAGAGGAAAGGUUGCUGCACUUCUAAAGAGGCAAGGGGUUAAUGUGAAGGGUCUUCUGAAAGCGGAAUCUCCCAAGGAGGUACCUCAGCCACAUAUAGAUUGCACAGGAAAUCUACAGGUUUGGCGUGUGAAUGGCCAAAAGAAGACUCUUCUUCCAGCUUCCGAUCAGUCAAAGUUGUACGGUGGAGAUUGCUAUAUAUUUAACUAUUCUUAUCCCGGAGAAGAAAAAGAGGAACAUUUAAUUGGGACAUGGUUUGGAAAGCAAAGUAUUGAGGAAGAAAGAAUCUCGGCGAUUUCACAGGCAAGCAAGAUGGUUGAGUCACUGAAGUUCUUACCUGCUCAGGCUCGCAUAUAUGAAGGAAACGAACCGAUCCAGUUCUUUACCAUCUUUCAGAGCUUUAUCGUCCUUAAGGGUGGCCUUAGUGAAGGAUACAAAAAUUACAUAGCAGAGAAAGAACUUCCGGAUGACACAUAUACAGAGGAUGGGCUUGCAUUAUUUCGAUUACAGGGUACUGGCCCUGAUAAUAUGCAAGCAAUUCAAGUCGAACCUGUGGCAACAUCUUUGAAUUCCUCCUACUGUUACAUAUUACAUAGUGGCUCCUCUCUCUUCACUUGGUAUGGAAACCUUACAACACCUGAAGACCAGGAACUCGUUGAGAGGCAACUGGAUCUUAUAAAGCCAAAUAUGCAAUCCAGACUACAAAAAGAAGGUGCAGAAUCCGAGCAGUUCUGGGAUUUGUUAGGUGGAAAAUCGGAGUACCUGAGCCAGAAAAUUUCAAGAGAUGCUGAAACUGAUCCUCAUCUAUUCUCUUGUACCUUCUUGAAGGGAGAUUUGAAGGUGACAGAGAUAUAUAAUUUCGACCAGGAUGAUCUAAUGACUGAAGAUAUCUUCAUUCUAGACUGCCAUUCAGACAUUUAUGUUUGGGUUGGGCAACAGGUUGAAUCCAAGGAUAAGAUGAAUGCUUUGAGUAUUGGAGAGAAAUUCCUGGAGCGCGAUUUUCUUCUUGAGAAUUUAUCACUUCAAGCUCCAAUAUAUAUUGUUAUGGAGGGGAGCGAGCCAACCUUUUUUACUCGGUUUUUCUCUUGGGACUCAACAAAAUCUGCUAUGCAUGGGAACUCCUUUCAAAAAAAACUUGCUAUUGUUAAACAAGGGGGCACUUCGAUGAUGGAUAAACCCAAAAGGAGAACUCCUGUAUCAUAUGGCGGAAGGUCUGCUGCACCAGAAAAAUCACAGCGUUCUAGAAGCAUGUCUUUUAGCCCUGAAAGAGUUCGUGUGAGGGGCAGGUCUCCAGCGUUCAAUGCUCUGGCCUCGACAUUUGAGAAUUCCAAUGCAAGGAACCUGUCGACUCCUCCUCCAGUUAUAAGUAAGCUUUAUCCAAAAUCUGUGACCACUGAUUCAGCAAAUUCGGCUUCUAGAUCAACAGCUCUAGCAGCUUUAAGUGCAACUUUUGAAAAAAAGGCGCUGGCUCGGGACGUCAAUCUACCACAUUCUCCUAAAGUGGCCCCUAAGGUACUGAAGCCAAACCCUGAAACCAACUUAGGGGAGAACUCAGAAGAACCACCCAAACUUAAGCCAGAGACUAUACAAGAGGAUGUCAAGGAGAGCGAUGCUGAGGACAAGGAAGGACUCCCAAUAUACCCAUAUGAACAGUUAACAACAUCGUCGACAAAUCCUACCACGGGUAUAGAUGUGACCAAGCGAGAGGCUUAUUUGUCCUCAGAAGAGUUCAAGGAGAAAUUCGGGAUGACGAAGGCUGCUUUCUACAAGUUGCCUAAAUGGAAGCAGAAUAAGCUUAAAAUGUCCCUUCAAUUGUUCUGAGUGCUUUCAGGACCAUCUAAUUCUUUCUCGGGUUCCUCCAGAAUGGAUUGCAGAUUAGAGAAAGCAUACUCAGAUAUUUAAAAGAAACCAGUUUCUCAAGCUUUAAGGGAUAUCAUCAGUGCAUUUUUAGCUGCUUCUGCUCCCGGGUUGCUUAUUUACAUUACUCGGUGAACGAAAAGUUGGAGUUAUCUUCUCUCUUGGCUAGUUAACUCUUGAUACUUUUUUUGGUUGGAGGUUUGUUUUGAGCUUGCAUUUUUGUUUGUAUUGUGCUUCAUUUAUUUUUGGCGUUGACUUAGUAGAGUGAUUAGGACUCUUGCAAAUGCAGAAUUUUUAGUUUGUACAGUGAGGAUGGAAAGUGUGUAUACGAAUGUAAAGCCAGUCUACACAUUAUUCGACUAGCCAAUAAAAGUGUGAUUUUAUUAUU
This is a messenger RNA of Olea europaea var. sylvestris, 3229 nucleotides long. Its product is annotated as villin-4-like. Gene Ontology annotation, biological process: actin filament severing; cytoskeleton organization. The transcript is spliced from 22 exons. The record is from RefSeq and is a predicted model, not a curated record. Gene Ontology annotation, molecular function: actin filament binding. The annotation marks the transcript as partial. Lineage: Eukaryota; Viridiplantae; Streptophyta; Magnoliopsida; Lamiales; Oleaceae.